Molecule: messenger RNA, 778 nt
Organism: Trichechus manatus latirostris (Florida manatee)
Lineage: Eukaryota; Metazoa; Chordata; Mammalia; Sirenia; Trichechidae
Gene: TSLIG2
Product: chromosome unknown C2orf49 homolog
Exons: 3
Coding region: 256-777 (173 amino acids)
Biological process (GO): embryonic morphogenesis
Cellular component (GO): tRNA-splicing ligase complex
Source: RefSeq, a predicted model, not a curated record
GUUUCCUCUCUUUCGGUAAGACUUUAAACGCCAUUCACUUCUUCAGCUGUUAUUCCUUUCCUGUCUUCCUUCCUCAGGCGCAUUCCCCCGCAGGCGCUUACCUCAACGCCCUGCUACUACGCGAGAGGCGGUAGGGGCCGCGCGGCGCACUCGGCGUGACGACACAUUCGAGUCCCCGCCCGGCAUACGUCAUUUCCGGAACGCUUCCUUCGCGGAGCCUUGUGGGUGACCGGCCGGGGUCUCCUGGCGACGACGAUGGCGGGGGAUGUGGGCGGUCGCAGUUGCACGGACUCGGAGCUGCUGUUGCACCCGGAGCUGCUGUCCCAGGAGUUCCUUCUUCUCACUCUGGAGCAGGUAGGCCGCUCUGGGGCGGAGGACGAGAGGGUGGGCCUGCCAGGGAGAGGCGCUUUUUUGUUAUUGUUUAUUUUAACUUUGAAUUCCAGUGAAUGGGUUUGCCUUUCCAGAUUGUGUUUUUCAGGAGUCUGUUUCUUUGGUUUCAGGAAUACCGCUGUAGACGGGGUAAGAAAAAGACCCCUUAUUGUAUUUGAUGGAAGUUCAACAAGUACAACCAUAAAAGUGAAAAAGACAGAGAAUGGAGAUAAUGAUCGACUGAAGCCUCCCCCUCAGAACCAUGACUUAACGCAUAGGAAAAGUCCUUCGGACCCUGUGAAGCUGCCACCAUUGUCCCCUGGUGGAACUACUUCAGUGAAGUUAAAGCGAGCUGCUCCUAAAGAAGAAGCAGAGGCCGUGGUAAGUACUGGGUGGCUCCCAUACUAGU